AUGGCAGGACAAGAGAGCCAAGCUCAUCAACAGACCGGUGGUAAAUCAACCACGGCCGAACAACCGGUAGUGCGCAAGAAAGUCAAGCGUCGACCGGCACGGAAACAGGUCACGUUGGAACAAGCUGCUGCUGUCAAGAAACAGCCGGAGCAGAACGGACAGACCUACAACGUUUGGUAUAAUAAAUGGGCCGGUGGUGAUCGAUACGAUUCAUCUACUCAGAAAGAGAAAUCCCAGACGCGUUGUAAGAUCGCUACUGAUGCUGGCUACACCAGGGCCGAUGGAGGAAACAAUGCGUAUUGUUGCCUGUAUUUCGCACGCGGUUGCUGUCCUUACGGCUCUGAAUGUUCUUUCCUGCAUCGGUUACCCCCGCCCCAAUCCACCCUACCUGACGCCUCCUUGGACGUUUUCGGAAGAGAGAAACAUUCUGAUUAUCGAGAUGAUAUGGGCGGCGUGGGCUCGUUCUCUCGCCAGAAUCGGACUCUUUAUAUCGGCCGAUUGCGAGAAGUCAACAGUAAGACUGAAGAGAUGGUCGAAACUCAUUUUCAAGAGUGGGGUGAAAUCGAACGCAUUCGAGUUCUACAUGGUAGAGGCGUCGCUUUUGUGACCUACGUUUCAGAAUUGAAUGCGCAAUUUGCAAAGGAAGCCAUGAUGUGCCAAAGCAUGGUAGAUGAAGAAGUGCUGAAUAUCAGAUGGGCAACGGAAGACCCCAACCCAGCCGCCAAGCGAUCAGAACAUGCAAGACUGGUGCAGAUGGGGAGCGAGCGGAUAGCCGCGAAGCUUAAUCCAGAGCUAGUCGAGGCAGUUGAGGCACUCGACCGACUGGAACAGGGCACAGACGACAGUCCCCAGAAGCGGAGCCAACCGGAUGAAGAACCGGCUCGAGAAAGCAAACGUACCCGACAGGACUCUCCUCCUCCGCUACCCCCUCUCCCACCACCACUCGAACAUCCUUCACUCGAACCGGUGCCCGCAAACCUUACUCCUAGCCUACCCGUCCAUCAUGGACUGAUCUCCUCUGAGGCUCUCCAAAGCUUGCGCAGUCUCGCUGCUGCCAAUAAGGCCCAAAUCCCCGGCGCUAAAGCUUCUAUCAAACCUUCGCCUCUCAGCGGCUUGGCUGAUUACGGCUCUGAUGACGAAUCUACUUAG
Puccinia triticina is the source of this 1149-nucleotide messenger RNA. RefSeq lists its product as uncharacterized. The coding region runs from base 1 to 1149 and encodes 382 amino acids. Gene Ontology annotation, cellular component: U2-type catalytic step 1 spliceosome; U2-type catalytic step 2 spliceosome; Prp19 complex. NCBI's taxonomy places the organism in Eukaryota, Fungi, Basidiomycota, Pucciniomycetes, Pucciniales, Pucciniaceae. The transcript is spliced from 6 exons. The record is from RefSeq and is a predicted model, not a curated record. Gene Ontology annotation, molecular function: pre-mRNA binding; U6 snRNA binding; metal ion binding.